AAUUCGAUUUAACGGUCACUCAAGGCAUUAUACACUCGGCGUGUUGCACAUUCCUCGGUUUAAUUAAAGUAAAAACCAAUAAAAGGGUUAUAUAACAAAAUGAACAGCCUGAGAACAGCCACCAUGCGAUUUGCCAGCCUGGCUAGCUCCAGUGCGGGAUCUGUGGGCAAGCGGGACUUCACCCGUAGCCUGUGGCACAUGACCAAAAAGCCGGUGUCCGUUGGAGGAUCCGAUCAUGUAACCGUUCUGAAUCUCCACAAGCCCAGCAUCAAUUGCACGUGCGGGUGCAACGUACACACGAAAUGUGAGCGAGAAUUAGUGGAGUUCCUUACCGAAGAAAUCGUGGCCGAGCGCAAGGUGCAGAAAGGCAAGUCUGUUCCAAGCACUCUGGACGGAUUCACCGUCAAACUGAGCGGCGCCGAUGUCGAGCUCACAAAGCAGACAGAUAAGGAGAAGGUGGUGGUCAGCUUCAAUGUGAACCAUUCUGUAGAUAGCGAGGAGGAGCCGGAGAUCAACCCAAAUGCCGACAAACCAGAGCUGGGCGAGAUGAGGAGCAAGCCCCAGUUCGAGGUAGACAUCAUUAAGGGUAACUCCACGCUGUCCUUUACCUGCACCUACCUCCAAGGAGAAGCACAGGAGGGCGAGUACAACGACGUGUUCUCCAUUGAUGAAUUGGCCAUCUAUGAAGGCGAGUGGAACGAUAAAGUCUAUGCCGUGGCCGGCGACGUGCUUGAUGGCUACUUGUACGACUUGCUGAUCAACUUGUUGGAGGAGAAGGGCAUCAGUCAGGAGUUUGCCGAGAAAUUGUCCGAUCUGGCUACUGCCCACGAGCACACUUCCUACAUUGGUCUGCUGGAAAAGCUAUCUAAGUUCACUUCCGGUGGCAAGUGAAUGUUUGUUCCACCUAUUUUUGUGCAAAAAGUUGUGUAGAUUUUUAAGUUACUAUCGUCUGCUGCCGCAGUUUAUUUUCUAACUGAAACAUUUUUAAUUAGUUGUGUUUUUGGUUUGAUUGUGGCAGAUAGUUUUUAAGCCAGCAAACAUUUAUAAAUGUUUCAGAAACAGUUUUGGAAGCGGGUGCCAAUUUUUACUCAUCUCGGCACUAGCUUCAGUCUGGAUUUAAUUAAAUACAGCGUUAAUUAAUCAGA
This is a messenger RNA of Drosophila eugracilis, 1145 nucleotides long. RefSeq names its product complement component 1 Q subcomponent-binding protein, mitochondrial (gene P32). The coding region runs from base 100 to 891 and encodes 263 amino acids. Gene Ontology annotation, biological process: cytosolic ribosome assembly. The record is from RefSeq and is a predicted model, not a curated record. The transcript is spliced from 3 exons. Lineage: Eukaryota; Metazoa; Arthropoda; Insecta; Diptera; Drosophilidae. Gene Ontology annotation, cellular component: mitochondrial matrix.